This is a messenger RNA of Triplophysa rosa, 2496 nucleotides long. Its product is annotated as carbohydrate sulfotransferase 8. Gene Ontology annotation, biological process: carbohydrate biosynthetic process; proteoglycan biosynthetic process. Gene Ontology annotation, molecular function: sulfotransferase activity. NCBI's taxonomy places the organism in Eukaryota, Metazoa, Chordata, Actinopteri, Cypriniformes, Nemacheilidae. The coding region runs from base 396 to 1694 and encodes 432 amino acids. The transcript has 6 exons. The record is from RefSeq and is a predicted model, not a curated record. Gene Ontology annotation, cellular component: membrane.
AAUAGAAAUGAUGCGCACGCCCAACGCGGCGGUUCUCCAGCGCGCUUCCGUUCACCUCACACCAAACACCAGUGCCAAUCGCUUUAAAGUUGGAGCACACGGGAGCCCGACCACAGACGAGCAUUUUAUCGCCGUCUGCGUGUUAUUUUAGUGCCAUGUUUCAGUUGCGUUCAACUCGCUGCUGAAAUUUAAAUCGUUCAGUUCAGCCAGCCACCCAAAUCGGAGCUCGCGCCCCGGCACGUUUCAGGCUUAUGAAGAUUGUUGAGGUUUCUAAAAGCUUCAGACCCUCCGAUAUAAUUUGAUCUCCAUGUGUGGGCUACUGUAGAAACAACAUGGAGAAUUCGAUGUAAGGGGACCCGUGGUCUCACCGUCAGGGCCGCGCGUCACAUGCCGUGAUGUGGGUAGAGUGUAGAACGCUGGAGACCAGCUGUGGAGGAAGGCGGAGGUUCCUGCGCUCAGCGGUUAUGAGACUCCCCUGCUCCUUCUGGUUUCUGCUGCUGUUAGCUGCUGGAGGUCUCCUUCUGCUGCACCUACAGGACCUCACAGAGCCACUUCAACAACAGAGCCAAGGUGCACAGGUCAUAUUCAGCCGAGUACAGCCUGUGAGAAAGGAACAAUGUUCUCAUUGUUCUGACAAUGACAGACAGUCGUCUUAUCCAACAGACGACAACUUCCCCAGCCCCGCCCACCCAGUUCAACUUACAGUCUUCUCGUGGGCCAGGCGUACCUCUCUACUCACUCCCAAAGACAUCACCGCUGCCCAUGUCACAAAAAGUCACCGUAAACUCCUCCUCAAGAGCGGUCCGCUCGUCCAGCCGCUCAACACUGACCCUCCUGGCCAAAACCGGGACAGCACCGAGCGGCUCACUCGGGUACAGCAGGUACGUCAGAGGCUUAUGAGGGAAGUCUGUGCCAAAUACACAAGUGGGACCACUAAGAGGUCUGUAACCCGCAUGCACGUGUCGCGUAUUUUUGUGGAGGACACACACAAACUCCUGUACUGUGAGGUGCCAAAGGCAGGCUGCUCUAACUGGAAGCGGGUGCUCAUGGUCCUCCAAGGUCUCGCACCCUCCACGGGGGAGAUCCAACAUGAUGAGGUGCAUUACGGGAAUCACCUUAAACGCCUGGACUCCUUUGAUCACAAAGGCAUCGUCCAACGUUUAAAGACCUACACCAAAGUCUUAUUCCUGAGGGAGCCUUUUGAAAGGCUAGUGUCUGCUUUUCGGGAUAAGUUCGAGAGUCCAAACUCGUACUACCACCCGGUGUUUGGGAAGCCCAUCAUAUCGAGAUAUCGUAGCAACGCCACUCAGCAAGCUUUGCGCACGGGAGCAGGCGUCACCUUUAAGGAGUUCAUCCAGUAUUUGUUAGACGUGCACAGGCCGGUCGGCAUGGACAUCCACUGGGAGCCUGUAGGCCAGCUCUGUAGCCCCUGCCUGCUGGAUUACGACUUCAUUGGAAAAUUUGAGACUUUGGAAGAAGAGGCGAACUUCCUUUUGAGAAGCUUUGGAGCGCCAUCCAAUUUAACAUUCCCUAGUUUCAAAGACAGAAACCCUAACGCAGAAAGAACGUCCUCGGAAAUUAUGAGGAGAUACUUUGCACAGUUAAACGUGACGGAGAGACAGAGAGCGUAUGACUUUUACUACAUGGAUUAUCUGAUGUUCAACUACUCCAAACCGUUUAAUGAUUUGUACUGAGGCCACCGUAGUUAUAUUACGAAACUGUGGAACUGUCGUUCACGUUUUGUCAUAGUGAAGUUAUUACUUUAAAAUGUUGUUUGUUUAUUAAGAAAUUUACGAGUGAAAUGUUAAUCACACUGUAUUAAGCUCAGUGACUGCAGGCUGGCCCUUGCUUUUAUCUUAUUUACAAACAUAUUAAAUCUCAUGUUCAGUAAGCAAGCCCUCUAAAAUGCGUCGUGCAUUUAAACACGUCUGUGUAGGUGGCAUAUAUUCUUCAAACCGCUUUGAAUGAUAGACUGUACUGAGAGCGUCUGCAAAUACGUUGUUUUACAGUCAGAUGAACUCAAAGAUGUCUGAUUGUUACUAAGUGCAACAUUCUUCAAAGCCACUAAAUUUAAAAUAUGAGUGUAAAUUGACUCUAUACAACAUGCAAUUAUUUUUUAACAAACUGACGCUUUGGUCCAUAUUUGUACGAUACCUAUACAAUUUUAAUUGUUGUGAAUGUACAAGAACAAUUUGUAUACAAUGUGUUGUCUGUCACAACGUGACCUAAUACACCUUUUGCCUUACUUUCAGAUUUCUCAUAAUAGGAAGUUUCUCCUUCCAUCGAUUUUUUUUGUCUUCUGUAUAUCAAUAAAUGUUAGCACCAUCUUUUAACGUCAGUGUGCUGGUAUCUUUGGGUUACUGUCUUCUGUAUGUUGUGAUGAUGAAGUCAUUAUAUCAUGCAAUGUCAGUCACUGCUAAACCUGAUUAUACGCCUACAGCGGUUGUGAUUGAAUGUUCAUCACAAUGUCACCUUUUUCUUUUUUGAUAUAUAGGC